This is a messenger RNA of Lymnaea stagnalis (great pond snail), 13515 nucleotides long. The record is from the annotation of a GenBank genome assembly. Lineage: Eukaryota; Metazoa; Mollusca; Gastropoda; Lymnaeidae.
CAACAAGCUUAGAGAGGUGGUAGAGAAACGGAACAAUUAUUAUAAAAAUUAGGGAGAUCAUUUUCAAAGCAGGUUAUUAGACCUUUUUUUUUAGACCAUCUGGAAAUAUAGCUGAUUUAUUUUCAAGUGUAACCAAAAAGUAAGUAGAUCGAGUCAUUGUUACACUAAGUGCUCAUGUGAUUCAAUGAAAGCAAAUACAUUUAUAGUUAUGUUUCACUUUUACAAUUAUUCAUUUUUAAUUGAGACGGUGUAUACAUUUAUGAGUUGUUCACUUACUGUUUUUUUUUAAAUAAAAAAAAUUAAAAUUAAAAUUUUAAAAAAAGAUUAGAUCUAAUAUUCGUUUGACAAAUGGUGACAUUCUUUACACAAUUCCAACGUAUGAACCACUUUGCUUUGUUCGCAGAGGCCAGGUCUAAAACAUGAAGCUUUACCUACCAGCCGUUGGGGUUGUUUUGACAAUUUUCCUGGAGUUCGGAUCGUCAAAGAUUUCGGAGAUCCCCAUCCCCAAGCCCCUGCAAGACUGCUACAACCGCGUGCAGAAGGCAGACAUACAGACCUUCGUCGGGAGCACCUACAGCUGGAUGUGUGAGAAUUCCCUGGUGAAGGCACGCACCGUUGACCCGCCGCAGUUCGACGCCCAGAAGACCGGGUACAAUGGCGUGAUCAGUCAUUAUUUGAUUUCUUAUGUCAUAGGGUCAUAAAUUAUUUGUGUGUGUGUGUGUGUUUGUCUUGACGCUUUUGUGUAGAAGCCCAAUGACCCGUGACCUCGAUACAUUUAUAAAUUACCUUUUUUUACGAAGAAAAUUUAAUAUAAUAUGUUGUUAUUUUAAAUUAUGACAUAUUUAAUUUGAUUCCUGAAAUAGAAACUGGUUAUUGGCGGUGGGAUUUUUUUUCUAAUGCCUACCACCUGUCACUAACCACCUGUCACUAACCACCUGUCACUAACCACCUGUCACUAACCACAUGUCACUAACCACCUGUCACUAACCACCUGUCACUAACCACCUGUCACUAACCACCUGUCACUAACCACCUGUCACUAACCACCUGUCACUAACCACCUGUCACUAACCACCUGUCACUAACCACCUGUCACUAACAGGUUUCACUUCAGUGAUGACAUAUUAAGUAACUAUUAUUUUUAAAAAGCAAGUGCAUAAUUGACUGACAAAGUUUUUCUUUGAAACGCUUGCAGGUAUUACACUCACCUGUACCAGAAAUAUCUGGAAGUCUCGCCAAGUGUUGGGGGGAGAGCUCGAGUCAAGCGCCAAGCAACUGUUCAAAGAUGCCUGAGAAAAGAGUACAGGAUGCUGACAGAUGAUGAGAGGACCCGCUUCCACAAUGCCGUCAACACACUCAAACAAGACACGGUAAGACAGUGUCCCAUCGAGUGUCAUAGACACACUCGAACAGGACACAGUAAGACGAUGUCCCAUUUAGUGUCAGAGACACAGUCAAAGAGGACACAGUCAGAAAAUGUCACAUUUAGUGUCAGUGACAGACUCGAAGAGGGCACGGUAAGAAAAUGUCACAUUUAAGGACAGAGACACGCUCGAAAAGGACACAGUAAGACAAUGCCCCCAUAAGUGUCAGAGACACAGUCAAAGAGGACACAGUCAGAAAAUGUCACAUUUAGUGACAGACUCGAACAGGGUACGGUAAGAAAAUGUCACAUUCAGGGACAGAGACACGCUCGAACAGGACAGAGUAAGACAAUGUCCCCAUAAGUGUCAGAGACACAGUCAAAGAGGACACAGUGUAAAAUGUCACAUUUAGUGUCAGGGACACAGUCAACCAGAACACGGUAAGACGAUAUCACAUUUAUGAGUUACUCCUGUGGUGCUGGGAGGGCAAGCUGUUUAAAUUAAGUCAUUCGCAGGCUUGUGGCCUGGAGACUAAUACACAAUACACAGCCUUAGCAAACAAAAUCAGCACCAUCACCCCGGGGGGAAUGGAACUGUCAAGUUUGGAUGGCGACUCAUCUAAGAGGAGGCAAACGCUGAGACUGAAAACCCUAGACAUUAUGACAUUGCCACAUUUAAAAUUCCGAAAACCCCUGCGCUGUUUACCAUUGGCAUAAAUAGGCUAAGACGAGAGAGAGAGGCUGACGGAUGAGCAAUUGUCCCUCACUUAAAAACAUUACGGCUCAAUUCAAGGCUGUCGAAGCCUUUGUCAUCUUUGCAUGCGAAGCACGAUCUACCUAGGAGUUCUUCUCGACUACCAUGAUCAGACUAAGCGAUAGAUUGCUUUCUGUACACUGAUGGGUUACCAUGGGUUACCAGAGAUGUCGAUUAUUUUCAUAAUUUGAGGUUCUGUAGAAAAUAAUUGAUUUGUUUAUUUAUUUUUAAAAUCAUUUUUACACCAUGGCUUAGACUUCCAUAUCAAUGUUUACGCCAUGGCUUAGACUUCCAUAUCAAUGUUUACACCAUGGCCUAGACUUACGUAUCAAUGUUUACACCAUGGCUUAGACUUCACUAUCAAUGUUUACACCAUGGUCAGACUUCCAUAUCAAUGGUUCCCCCAUGGCCUUGACUUCCCUUUCAAUGUUUACACCAUGGCUUAGACUUCCAUAUCAAUGUUUAUACCAUGGCUUAGACUUCCAUAUCAAUGUUUACACCAUUGCCUAGCCUUGCAUAUCAUAUUUACUCCAUGGCCUAGACUUCCAUAUCAAUGUGUACGCCAUGGCCUACAUCACACUUGUUUGUCCGUACUAAUCCAUUGCCUUGCUAUCUCCAGACGGUUGAGCCCAACAAAUAUGACGCCAUUGCCCUACUUCACGGCGGCAUGGCGGCAUUCAUUGCCCACGGUGGGGCAGGAUUUCUGGGCUGGCAUAGAAUCUAUCUGCUCAUGUGAGUACCGCUACUCUAUACUUUCAUUUCUAAGUUAUAACCCACUGGUUACUUCAAAACACCUUUAAAAAAAAAUCAGCUGAAUCUCAACUGAUUUAAUUAAAUCAAUGACAUAAAUUUAUUUGAUUAGUUCACAUUAUUUAUUUACUUCAUUUAUUCACCUCAUUUAUUCACCUCAUUUAUUCACAUAAACGAACGCCUGAUCUGAUUUAUUCCCCUCCUCCGUUGACCUAGUUUCGAGACAGCCUUGAGAGAAGUUGACCCCACCGUGUGUCUGCCCUACUGGGACUCCAGCAUUGACAACCAGCUCCCAAACCCCAUCGACUCCUCCGUCUGGAACUCUGAGUUCUUCGGCUCCCUCCAAGGUACGGUCGUUGAAGGUCCAUUCGCUAACUGGACAACGCCUGAAGGUGUCCAGCUGAUCAGAAAUGGCGGCUCUGACGGAGAGUUGUUCAGGUCAAGCGCCAUUGAGGAGAUCCUGUCUCGUACCAGGUACUUCCUUGAUACAUCCCUAUAAACUGAUGUUAAUUGACAUGACAUCCCCAUAACCCGAUGUCAAUUGACAUGACAUCCGUAUAAACCGAUGUUAAUUGACAUGAUUCAAAUAAGACACAUUAUGAGGGAUGUUCAACAAUAUAUAUCUGAAGGGAAUCAAACCCAUGCAUAGCUUGAUCAAAGUUGUAUUAAAUAUAUGGCCAUCAGGGCUAUAAAGUCAUUUAAUGUAACAAUCAUGGCUACAAGGGCUAUAACUUCAUUUGAUGUAACAAUCAUGGCUACCUAGGCUAUAAAGUCAUUUAAUGUAACAAUCAUGACUACCUAGGGCUAUAAGUCAUUUAAUAUAACAAUCAUGGCUGUCCUAGCUUAAAAGUCAUUUAAUAUAACCAUCAUGGCUACCUAGGGCUAUAAGUCAUUUAAUGUAACCAUCAUGGCUACCUAGGGCUAUAAGUCAUUUAAUGUAACCAUCAUGGCUACCAGGGCUAUAAGUCAUUUAAUGUAACAAUCAUGGCUACCAGGGCUAUAACUUCCUUUAAUGUAACAAUCAUGGCUACCAGGGCUAUAAAGUCAUUUAAUGUAACAAUCAUGGCUACCUAGGGCUAUAAGUCAUUUAAUUUAACAAUCAUGGCUGUCCUAGCUUAAAAGUCAUUUAAUGUAACCAUCAUGGCUGCCUAGGGCUAUAAGUCAUUUAGUGUAACCAUCAUGGCUCUUAUAUUGAGAAUGGAUGACGUCUCCUUGUUUGUAUGCAGUAAAAAUGUUAUUUAAGUAAAAUGAAAUAUUCAUUGAAAUAUUCGACGUAUUUUUAAUUUGACACAACAAAAUCCUGUCAUGAAACAAAAAAUGUGCAUGUUACAAAAUUGGAACGAUUUGUCCGAGUAAAAGUUCCAUUAGGUUACCGUACCCGAAAUCAACAACACGGUCGAAUCUAGGAAAGCUGAAGCCUCAGAUAGUGUACAGCUCAGAGUGUUGAUAUUAAAUACUACGAUUUUUAGUUCUUAGAGUUUCUGAAGAUUGCGUUGGGCGUUGGGGUGGGUAGGGGUGGGGGUUCCAAGCAGCAGGUACCAGACAGGAUGUGAUAAUGGCUUCAUUUCUGUCCUGAUCUACUGUACUUCAUGUUACAAUCAGGCUAGUUUGUGUGUGUGUCUGUCUGUCUGUGUGUGGCAAGCCCAUCGCAUAACGUUCUCGUGGUUUCUGUACGUCUCGUCUUUCUGUCGCAGACACGAGGACAUCAUCACUUCUGUGGAGGCCGAUCCACGGUACGACCUGGAGUUCCACCACGCGGCCGUGCAUGUGUUUGUCGGUGGAGCGAUGAGCCAGCUGGACACCGCUGCCUUCGACCCCAUAUUUUUCAUGCACCACGCGUUCGUUGAUUACAUCUGGGAGCUGUUCAGGACGAACCUCAGAUCCCUGGGGGCAGAUCCCCAGCUGUACCCUGUAAUCGUGGUAAGUCCUGUAGAAGGGUUGGCUGUAGGCGAACUAAGACAUUGUGAGUAUCCGGUUUUUAAUGAAAAUCACCCCAAAAAUUAUGUGGUGAUGACGUCAUAGGAAUGAAAAGUGUGAUACGAAAUGCACAGACACAUCAUUAAAUUAUUCUUUUAAAGUAUAGAAUCUUAGAAAGACACCGGGACGGUGGCAUCGUGCUACCCUAUUUCGGGGUGUUUUAGAGAUCGACACAGGCCAGGUCUACUCAUCUUUUUUAAGCCCCCCCCCCCCUCUUUUCCAGGCACCCUCCCCCCAAAGAUUAAACAAAUUAUAUUAUUAUGAAUCAAAUUUAAAAUUUAGUGUGGGCCUCUACAUGUAUUCAAAAUAAAUUAUUCUUUUAAAGUAUAGAAUCUUAGAAAGACACCGGGGCGGUGGCAUCGUGCUACCCUAUUUCGGGGUGUUUUAGAGAUCGACACAGGCCAGGUCUACUCAUCUUUUUUAAGCCCCCCCCCCCCUCUUUUCCAGGCAACCUCCCGCCAAAGAUUAAACAAAUUAUAUGAUUAUGAAUCAAAGUUAAAAUUUAGUGUGGGCCUGUACAUGUAUUCAAAUGUUCAUGUGUUCAAAUGUUUAUGUUACAUAAUUUUUAUGUUUUCAAAUGUUUAUGUCUCCUAAUGUUCAUGUAUUCAAAUGUUUAUGUGACAUAACGUUUAUGUUUUCAAAUGUUUAUGUCACCUAAUGUUUAUGUUUUCAAAUGUUUUUUUCACCUAAUGUUUAUGUGUUCAAAUGUUUAUGUCACCUAAUGUUUAUGUCACCUAAUGUUUAUGUGUUCAAAUGUUUAUGUCACCAAAUGUUCAUGUUUUCAAAUGUCUAUGUCACCUAAUGUUUAUGUUUUCAAAUGUUUGUCACCUAAUGUUUAUGUGUUCAAAUGUUUAUGUCACCUAAUGUUUAUUUUUUCAAAUGUUUAUGUUACCUAAUGUUUAUGUUUUCAAAUGUUUGUCACCUAAUGUUUAUGUGUUCAAAUGUUUUUGUCACCUAAUGUUUAUUUUUUCAAAUGUUUGUCACCUAAUGUUUAUGUUGUCCAAUUUUUAUGUAAAGCAAUGUUUUUGUACAAUUUUUCUGUACAAUGUUCCUGUACAAUGUUCCCGUACACUUACGACCGCGUACAUGGAUGUUUCCCCAGGACCCCGACCCCCGUCACAUUGGCUCCGCUCCUACAGGUUUUGGGGACCUGACACAAGCAGACGGCUACCUGGACGCCUUGACCGAAUCCUUCCAGUACGAGCCGGCUCCCAUCUGCUCAACGCGUACACCUGAUUGUGGUUCCAGGUAAAAUAUACCUGACUUCACCGCUAACAGUCCCAGUGCGUGCACCUCUCUGACUCUCACAACAAAUUAUACCAAAAAAAAAACAACAACAAAAAAAAACAACAACAACAACCCACAAUAAACAAUUGUUAUGAUGUUUAUUUUCAUCAGAUAUAUUUUCCUGUCAUUUAACAUGAACGACCUAUUUGCAUUAAUUUAUUUCUUUAAAAUUUUCAUUACAAAAUUCAAUUUAAUUUGAUACGACCCUGACUUCUGCCAAUCACCCAGAACUUCGUGUGUGCAAAAUUUUAAAGGAUUUAUUCCCCACAGGCACCUGACGUGUCAGCUGGCUUCCGGACGUUGUAUCCCGACCAGACGGAGCGACAACGUCCCAACGACUCCAGUUCCCGUGGCCACGACGACGAUGAGCCCGCUGAUCACCCCACCCCCGCGCCCCAACGCCAGCAACGCCAGCGGCACGUGCAAAAACUACCAGUACGGCCUCCCCGUCCAGAACGACUACUGCUGCGACAAGACCUGCGACACCAACCAGUGGGCCAUGAUCCCGGUGAAGAUCAUCAGCGUCCGGCCGCCAAAGUUCAGCAAGUACAGCAGCUACCCCGUCAACAACGGUCGCGUCAACCCGAACGAGGACAUCUACGCGCCCAACGCUUAUACUCAGACCAAAAAGUGGGUUGAAAUUUAAAGCAGAGCGCACCAGCUGAUUUUUUUUUUUGGGGGGGGGAGGGGGGGUGAUUUUGAUUAGGUACCGAAUAGCGAGUGCUUCCGGAUUUGAUGGAAUCACAUGCUUUAAUCUAAGACAGCGGUUCUCAACGUGUGGGUCGCGAGCCCUUUGGGGGGGUCGAACGCCCCUUUCACGGGGGUCGCCUAAGACCAUCAGAAAACACAUACAUUCUACUGCUAUGAAGUAGCACCGAAAAUAUUUUGUGGUUGGGGAGUCGCGCAUUAGGAAGAUUGAGAACCACUGAGCUAAGAAAGCGGGCGCAGGGUGUACAGAUUUAAAGUUAUGCCAGGGUUUAACAAUUAGAAGCCAAAUCAACUUUCUGCCAAUGUCAAGGUAGAUGUUGAUGCUUUGAAAGUCCAACGAGAAAAUAAAGGAAGUUUCAUUCGAAAAAUGCCACACAAGAAAAGUGACAUCAUAUCAGAUAGAGCACGUUUAGAGCACCAAACCUGGCAUCAUUAUCUUUAACCCAAUUGGAGAUCUGCCGAACGCAUUAGUGAAUUUCAUAAGUUCACUCACUGUUCCUAUUUAUUUAGAUCAAUAAGUUUAAACACCUAUCACAUACACCAAGAAAGCACCUAUCAGAUACACCACUCAUGUAAUAAUCAGACACUAUUCUAACUUUAAGCCACAUGGGAAAAAAAAAUGAAAAAGACGGUUGGAGUCUCGCUUUAAGAACGUCAGCUCACCAUUGACCUUUGACCUCCUCAGAUACAUCACCAGUCGUCAGAGUAACCCGAAGACUUACAAACGCUGCGCAGAGGACAGCGCCAUCGGUCAGGUCUUCCUGACCUCGAAUGGACUUAACUACCAGGGCUACUACAAGGAGUCCGCCAUUGUUGACCAGAGGCUCGCUGUAUCCAUCUCCAUGGGAUUUAUUGGGGUCAAGAAUCCAGCUCCAGGUGAGAGCAGCCCUGGUCGGGCGGAAGGGGGGGGGUCGUCUAUCCUCGCCCCCCCCCCCGCCCCCCUGUUUGUCAGCCCCGGGCUCUGGCGUAGAGUUGUUUCCAUUAUAUUUAUCAGAGCUGUAUUUAAUGUAUUAUGAUCAGUGUUGGUUUUAUCUAGCCCGACACCCCAGCCUAGGGCCGGGCUCACCACGCUGCACCAAUAAUUAAACAAAUAUAAUCAUGAACUUAAAAAUUAACAUACAUUAAUAAAGUUUUUUUUUUUAAAUGUAUGUUCACUCCACACAUUCAAGAACUAUUUCCACGUCAAGCCAUGCACGGCUACCCAGCAGCAUCUUUUAGCGGUCAGAGAAAGGGGGUGGGGGUGGGGGAUCAGUCUUUUUAAAGCCCCCCCCCCCACUCCACUUAUAAAAGUGCCUGUCCAUUUGCUGGGCGAUGUCAAUGAAUAGCAUCCAUCCCAAACUUUUAUUUCUUACCACAUAACACAUUCUUUUUUUUCUUCGACAUUUCUUUCCACUUAGUUACAUCAGUAACAACUCCUCUUUGAUACUUUCCAGGCGGAUCCAGCCACGCUCUGCUGCGUGCUCACGACGCGUGUGGCCGUGUGUGCCACGCAGCGUGUAAAGAUCCCGUGACGAAAGAAUACAAAGAUUGCAGCGGAGCCGUCUCCGUCGACACAGAAGCUCCACUGAUGUACGGCACCAACUACGACGAUGGUGGGACAUUCACUAACUGCUAUCUUAACUCUAGCUCUGGUCAUCCUCAUAUAGGAAUAAUCAUGUCUCGCAUCGUGCAGCGAAAUCAUGAUGACUAUUUAAAAUUUGUCAUAUUUCCAAUUUUCAAAUUCAUUCGCAAAUAUCGCAAAUGCUAAGUCUAACAAAUUCAUGCACAACCAUCGCAAAUGUUACGUCGAAAAAAUUCAUUUAGAAACAUCUUUAAUGCUAAGUCGAAUAAAUUCAUUCAGAAAUAUCGUAAAUGACAAGCCUACCAAAUCUGUUUGUUGAAAAGAGGACAGCCACAAUGUAGUCAGUUUCAUGACACUCACUACAUCAUUUGCCAUCUAAACUCACUACACCAUCGACUGUCUAAACUCACAACACCAUCUACUGUCUAAACUUACUACACCAUCUACUGUCUAAACUCACUAAACCAUCUACCGUCUAAACUCAUAACACCAUUUACCGCCUCAACUCUCUACACCAUCUACUGUCUAAACUAACUACACCAUCUACUGUCUAAACUAACUACACCAUUCACCGUCUAAACUCACUAAACCAUCUACCGUCUAAACUCACUAAACCAUCUUUCGUCUAAAUAUCACGGGUUAUUUGUUAUUUCGACUAAGACAAAAGCAAUGUGCAGGUUGUUACUUUGGAUUAAAAUAUUUGACCUGUACAUAUUCAGAAAUCCCACCCCACAUUCUCUAGAACUGUUUAGAAUUUUUGGGUCCCGAAAGCUAACCCACCUGACCCCUGUCUAUCCCCCAGCCGUCAUGAGCGUCUUCGACUACGAGUUCAACAGCGACUGUCCAAGGUUUAAGACGGACAACUUCUACAUCACGUUCUACUGCGACUACCACCAAAGCUUCCCGUAUGCCGAGCCCACCCAAGUCCCCAUUCCCACACCAGCACCCACACUUCCCCCAACAGUCCCAGCGUCUCCUUCAGGUGAGUGCCACUUAGUAUAUAUCCUCUUACCUGUUUCGUUUAGGUUAUUUUGAUACACAUUAAACAAAAGCCGCUAAUUGCAUUAUAAUUGUUUAAAAGACAGAAAUACAUGUAUUAGGUUAAGCAUCAGAGCUAAUUCUAAGUUGAGGAGUUGCGCUUAAUCACGCGAGCACCUAGAGGACCUAGAGGACUUAGAGGACCUAGAAAACCUAGAGGACCUAGAUGACUUAGAGGACCAUAGAUGACUUUAAGUCAUCUAGAGGACCUAGAUGACUUAGAGGACCAUAGAGAACUUAGAGGAUCUAGAGGACUUAGAGGACCUAGAGAACCUAGAAGACUUAUAGGAACUGGAAGACCUAGAGGACCCAGAGGAGAGGACUUAGCGGUCUGAGGGCCAUGGUAGUUCAAGGACCUAGAGAACCAUUUAUUUAAAGUUAAUAUGAAAUUCGAUCUAUUGAUCCCUGACUUGUAUAGCUAAAAUAUGUUAUUUUCUUAAUAAUUGUGUAAUGCAACUAUUGCCAGGUUAUCAAUUAUUUUUUUUUAAAUUCAGGUUGCUAGGUUACCAAUCAUUGUUUAUUUUGGGUUGCUAGGUUACCAUUCAUUGUUUAUUUCGGGUUGCUAGUUUACCAACCAUUGUUUAAUUCAGGAUGCUAGGUUACCGUUCAGGCUGCUAGGUUAACAACCAUUGUUUAUUUCAGCGUUGCCAGGUAACCACCUAUUGUUUAUUGCAGGCUGCAAGGUGACCAAUGACUGCACACUGAGUGUCCCGUGCGUCAGCCAGUACCGCCAGUGCAGCAUGUACAACGAGAAGCAUCUGUGCCAGGACACAUGUCGGGCGUACGGCAUCUGUACGUACGGCCGUUACUUCCUCAGGAUGUGUCCAGAAGGGCAGUAUUUCGACAACGUCUCUAAGAGGUAUUUAUGGGGGGCACUCCCCACAAUGGUGUUUAACCUCAUUAAAAAUUUGCAUUUAUUUUAUACACAUUAAUUAUAAACCUCAUGUGAUAGACCGGAUAUUUAUAUGACAACGUCUUGACGUAGAGUCUUGCCACUGGACACGGUGGGCCCGGACGAGAGAGUGAGGCUGACGCCGCGCAACCCUCUCACUGUAAACAAAAGUCGUCCGUGAAAGUCAUCAGUCACGGGACGACUCGAUGGUCCUCGUUGAUCCUCGACGGACGAACAAUAAUAUGACAAGGUGGACAGCGUGUCCAAGGCCCCCCCCCCAUCUGCUUCGAGGUCUACGGACCCGGGAUCACGAGCCCCAUGUUUAUCACCAUGUUUAUCCCCGCCUGGUUUUCAAACAGCUAUGUUUCCAUUUCUUGGCUGUGGCUAGAGCCCCCCCCCCCCCGUCUUAAUUUUUUUUUGCUCCCUUCAUGUGAUUGAUGCAUACAUCCCAGUUCAUUUAAUCCCACAUAACUGUUCUCGUGAACACAUACUAUUUAAAAUCAAAGUGUAUGUGGUGCACAGCUUAUUUCUUGUUAUAUUUUAAACACAAUUCAACAAUAAUCUAGUGGCUGGUGUUAACCAGGUCUGGUAUACACUUUUAUAGUCACUCCAUUUGUAAAACAAACGAUCAGCAGGCUAUCUAGUGCCUUGAACCGUUUACAGUUAGUGAAAUCUAUGAAAUAUCGUCCCGCUGGAUAUAUGUGAUCAUCCGCAUAUUUAAGGCUAAUCUUGUUGAAGGCUUACAGUAUUCGAUGGUUAAUAUCGAACUGGCCACUCCUGAUUAUAAGCCGAAGUCCUACUUCCUGAUCUUCGCACAUAGCGGUAUUAUUAUUUAUUCACAGGUUUAAAGAUUUUUAUUAACACUGUAAUUAAAAUUACUUUACAUCACUAUAAAGGUCUACAAUUUUAAUAUAGUUCCUGCCAAGUAUCAAACAUGUGCAAUCUAUUUUCAAAUGAUAUUUCAUCACAAAAGCCUAUCUUUCUAAGUUAGGAUAUGUGUUAAUCACAAAUUGUAUGAUGGUAUCAUGCUUAACAAAAAUCUCGUUUUAAAUACGGUAUCAUUUUUCGAUUCUUUGUGUGUUGAGAUCGAUCAAAUGAAAAUGUAAACAAAUUGAAAUGAAAUAUAUAUAUAUACAUAUAUUUGCAUAUAUUUUAAGAAUUUAACGGGUGCACACUGUUAACGUUUCAUCAAAAAUGUAUUAAAAUCAAAAGCCGUUGUGUUUUCUUUAAAUGUGCUACAUUUUACUAAACCCAGGUUUUUUUUAAUAACAGAGCAUUAAAUAAAAAAAAGCUUGACCUAUUUUUAUUAAAUUCCCAACUGACCUAUUUGUUAUUAAAUUCCCAACUGACCUAUUUGUUAUUAAAUUCCCAACUGACCUAUUUGUUAUUAAAUUCCCAACUGACCUAUUUGUUAUUAAAUUCCCAACUGACCUAUUUUUAUUAAAUUCCCAACUGACCUAUUUGUUAUUAAAUUCCCAACUGACCUAUUUUUUAUUAAAAUCCCAACUGACCUAUUUGUUAUUAAAAUCCCAACUGACCUAUUUUUAUUAAAUUCCCAACUGGCCUAUUUUUAUUACAUUCCCAACUGCUUUUCUCUUUUAUAUCAAAAUAAUAAACAAUUUGCUCCAUCUGUUUCCCCGCAUUUUUUGUUUAAAUUUAUGUUUUCUAGACGAGAAUCCAGUAUAAAGCUAAAAAAAAAUUAUUUUUUUUCAACACCUAGUCAGACAACACCAUCCACCCCCACCCCUUUUUGUUCACGUCGCUGGCAGGGGCGCAGUCAGGGUGUUUUGCGCGAGGGGACAAGAUACUUUUAUUACGCCCCCACCCAUUUUUUUCAAUUAUUUUCAUCCAUUAAAUGCCGUAUAUGCUUAUCUUGGAGCCCCCACUAGUAUGUAACCCUCUGCGUCCUUUAGCAACGCCUCUGGGCACUGGUAUUGCCCACCCGAAAAUCUUAAAUCCUACCUGCUGGCGUUUUAUUCAAGCAAUAGUCCUACAGACAGUCCUACGCCAUAAUCGUGGUUCUUUAUGAUUACUAUAAUAGUCGUCUUCAUCUAAAGAAUAACAAAUAACCCGAGUUCACACGUCGCGCGUGACAUCCUUCCUCCCCCCCCCCCAACUUAGUGCUAUUAAUGUAUAACGUAGAGUUUGGGGGCGGGGGGGGGGGCGGUUUCGAAAAAGGAAGCGGGACACACCAGAAGUAAAAAAUGGAGGAGAUUGAACAGAAUUAGUUUCUAAUGUUUGCGGGAGCAUAUUUUUUUUUAAAAAUAGACAUCCUUCCUCCCCCCCCCCCAACUUAGUGCUAUUAAUGUAUAACGUAGAGUUUGGGGGCGGGGGGGGGGGCGGUUUCGAAAAAGGAAGCAGGACACACCAGAAGUAAAAUAUGGAUGAGAUUGUACAGAAUUAGUUUCUAAUGUUUGCGGGAGCAUAUUUUUUUUUCAAAAUGGUUAGAAUAAACUGUUUCAUAGAGCGAUUGGUUGCCGAAAUUGAGAAUUCCUUUACCUUACAUAGGGUAAUAUGUCGUAUUGUUGGUGCACUAAGUUUUAACGAAAGUAAUUACAUAAAUAUAAAACAAAUUACAGAAUGAUUACAUAAAUGCAAUUCAAUUAUUAUUAUUAUUUUUUUUUAAUUUUGAUUUUUCUUUUCCUCAGAUGUGUCCAGGGUUACUGUCAGCCUGGUCCCCCUAGAGUCGUGAGGCCAGGUCGCACCUUCUAUGGAAGAUAAACUGUGAUAGCACGUUGCAAGAGAUUUCAAGUUGAUGUUAAGAUAUAAGAGUUGCGUUGACUAGACCAGUGGAAGGUGUUCAUUAAUAAUUUGAAUUUUUUUUUUUUUAACUCACUCGAUUGGAUGGCUGAAAGCUUUUUUAAGAUUUCUUCUUUUUUUUAAAGUGAAGAUGCAUGAACUAUAAAUCAUAUUUGCCCCGAAUGUCUGGAGUGAAUAUCCAUUUUUUUUGUUUUAUGUACUUAAUGUAUGUUGAUUUUUAAGUUCAUGAUUAUGUUUGUUGAAUUGUAUGUACAGCGUGGGGAGCCCAGUCCUAGGCUGGUGUACCGCACUAUAUUAACCAUCUCUACUACUAAUAAUAAUUACAACACUGAAUGUUACAAGUAUGUAAGCCAUAAUGUUAUGAUUACAACACUGAAUGUUACAAGUAUGUAAGCCAUAAUGUUAUGAUUACAACACUGAAUGUU